This is a messenger RNA of Nilaparvata lugens (brown planthopper), 978 nucleotides long. RefSeq names its product serine/arginine repetitive matrix protein 1-like. The record is from RefSeq and is a predicted model, not a curated record. Bases 1 to 978 code for a protein of 325 amino acids. Lineage: Eukaryota; Metazoa; Arthropoda; Insecta; Hemiptera; Delphacidae. The transcript has a single exon.
AUGCCAAUUCCGAUCCCCAGACAGCCAACAGCACUAUGCCAAUUCCGAUCCCCAGACAGCCAACAGCACUAUGCCAAUUCCGAUCCCCAGACAGCCAACAGCACUAUGCCAAUUCCGAUCCCCAGACAGCCAACAGCACUAUGCCAAUUCCGAUCCCCAGACAGCCAACAGCACUAUGCCAAUUCCGAUCCCCAGACAGCCAACAGCACUAUGCCAAUUCCGAUCCCCAGACAGCCAGCAGCACUAUGCCAAUUCCGAUCCCCAGACAGCCAACAGCAAUAUGCCAAUUCCGAUCCCCAGACAGCCAACAGCAAUAUGCCAAUUCCGAUCCCCAGACAGCAACAGCACUAUGCCAAUUCCGAUCCCCAGACAGCCAGCAGCACUAUGCCAAUUCCGAUCCCCAGACAGCCAACAGCAAUAUGCCAAUUCCGAUCCCCAGACAGCCAACAGCAAUAUGCCAAUUCCGAUCCCCAGACAGCCAACAGCACUAUGCCAAUUCCGAUCCCCAGACAGCCAACAGCACUAUGCCAAUUCCGAUCCCCAGACAGCCAACAGCACUAUGCCAAUUCUGAUCCCCAGACAGCCAACAGCACUAUGCCAAUUCCGAUCCCCAGACAGCCAACAGCACUAUGCCAAUUCCGAUCCCCAGACAGCCAACAGCACUAUGCCAAUUCCGAUCCCCAGACAGCCAACAGCACUAUGCCAAUUCCGAUCCCCAGACAGCCAACACAGCACUAUGCCAAUUCCGAUCCCCAGACAGCCAGCAGCACUAUGCCAAUUCCGAUCCCCAGACAGCCAACAGCACUAUGCCAAUUCCGAUCCCCAGACAGCCAGCAGCACUAUGCCAAUUCCGAUCCCCAGACAGCCAACAGCAAUAUGCCAAUUCCGAUCCCCAGACAGCCAACAGCAAUAUGCCAAUUCCGAUCCCCAGACAGCCAACAGCACUAUGCCAAUUCCGAUUUUCCACACAGUCACUGA